GGGUGCAGUGCGAUCAAGUUCCGACAACACAGCCGGCUUGUUUUCCUGUUCAAAGGAAACGUUAAGGGUUUCCCCCAGAUCGGUACAGAAUCCCGGCAAAUCACGAUUCUUGUGUGAUCGGCUCACACACUUUGAUCUGUAACUAAUUCAGAGUGUUUUGGGAUGUGUGUGUGUUGUGACAGCAUGCUCAAAGGUUUGGAAAUGUAGUCCAACACUGUGCAUCGUUCGAAACUUUUGAUCUUCGUACAUCCGGCUUUCAUCUGUUCGCGAGCGCGUUGUUGCAUUUUCAAAGUGUUACAUUGUAACAUUGUUUGCGAAACUUCUCCGACGGUGGUGCUGGUGCGGAGACAUGAUGUGAAAGCUACACGUUAGGACUCGGGUUACCUGAUCAACGUCUUCACCUGGUCACGCGGUCGGAGAGUCAUCUAACCCAGCAGUGAGCUGUACAGUCAGCUAAGCAUGGAUCAUCACAUUGUGUUUAGUACCCUGGAGACGGUGUGCGAGGAAACCGUCUCUGCCAUCUCUAUGCAGGCAAGUCUGCUAGAGAAUGAUGCCACCAGUCACCUUCUGGCAACAGUGAGACGCAUUCAGGAACAUGGGCGCGCUGCCAGCGCUCUGGUCAGUGGCUUUGCUGCUGUGUAUCACCAUUUCGAUUUUAACCCAGAGACGCCUGCAAACGGCUACCGCACCUUAGUCAAGGUGGUCCUUUCCUGUGUGCUGCACAUAAUCCAGAAGAGCCGUUACAUCACAUCCAACUGCUCGGGAAUAUUUUUCCGUGUGGAGCACAAUGCUCGUGAAUUGGAGGUGUACUGCAUGGCGUUUUGCCAGCUGCGGGCACUUCUCUACCUGGCAAAGCACUUACUUGAGAACAAUGAACAUUGGCAGCUCCAUGCACUGGAUAACGAGGACCUAAGCAGGAGAUUUGUUAACGCGUACACAUCUAUGCACAAGGGCUGUUUCUAUGGACGUUGCCUGGGGUUUCAGUUCGCUCCAUCUCUCAGGCCUUCCCUACAGACUGUGGUCAUCAGUAUGGUGUCAUUAGGAGAGAACUACAACAAACAGCAGACUGGAAUAGGACGGGCAGCACUCUCAGUCAUUACAUCUGGGAAGUAUGUGCUCGAUCCUGAGCUGAGGGGGGCGGAGUUUGAACGCAUCACGCAGAACCUGGAUAUGCACUUCUGGAAAACCUUUUGGAACAUCACUGAGAGCGAGCUAAUCUCGGGUUUAGCGAGGAUCAGAUCAGAUACCGUGGAGGUGAAUAUGACUCUAAAUAUUCCAGGUGAGCCGCUGACUUUACCUUUAGCCUCAGACCCAAGUCUCUCGAUCAAAGUGUCGCCUCCCAUUGCCCACUGGGGGCCAGGACCCGUUCAUGUGCGUCUCAUCUCCCACGUGCUCCGCCAAGGACAGGAAAGUGCUGAGUUGCUCUCAUACUCUCAGUCUGAGAGAUCUGGAAGCUCUGGUAGCUCCAGGCAUCAGUGUGGCCCCCUCUCUCCAUUCCUCCUCAUCCACUUUCAUGGGGGCGGAUUUGUGGCACAAACCUCUAAAUCUCAUGAAAGUUACUUAAAGAGCUGGUCAAAGGAAUUAAAUGCGCCCAUUCUAUCCGUGGAUUACUCCCUGGCCCCUGAAGCCCCCUUUCCUCGGGCUCUAGAAGAAUGCUUCUAUGCUUAUUGCUGGGCUCUAAAGAACUGUAACUUACUGGGCUCGACAGCAGAGCGUGUAUGUCUAGCAGGGGACAGUGCUGGUGGUAACCUUUGCAUUACUGUCUCAAUGAAGGCCAUUUCUCACGGAGUGAGAAUCCCCGAUGGCAUCAUGGCUGCCUACCCGGUGACACUCGUGAUUCCUGCUGCCUCACCAUCACGGUUUCUCACGGUCUUCGACCCAGUGUUACCCCUAAGUGUGCUUUAUAAGUGUAUUAAUGCAUACACUGGUGUGGAUAGUGUGUCGGUGCAGCCCAGACAGCGGCUAGACACUCUGAGCGCUUUGGGACAGGACACUGCGCUUUUACUUGAAAACAUCACACAACAAGCUUCCAACUGGCUGCAGUCUCUGCUGGACCGCACACCUACCCUACCUGUUAAGUCAUCUGAUAGUUCUCAAAACGCCAUGCCAAAUUCUGCUGAAAUACUGCGGGCCUUGAUAGAAUUCCCAGAUGGCUUUGAACCGCUGUGCUCCGGCUGUCCGGUAAAGAUUGAUAUCCCCUGGACACCUCUCAUGAAGAAUCCAUUUGUAUCUCCUCUCCUUGCACCUGACAAUCUUCUCAGGGGACUGCCACCUAUACAUAUAGUGGCUUCAGCUUUGGAUGCUUUCUUGGAUGAGUCUGUGAUGUUUGCAAAAAGGUUGAAGAACAUUGACCAAACGGUGACGCUGACUGUAGUGGAGGACAUCCCACACGGCUUCCUCAGCCUAGCACAACUCUGCAAAGAAACUAGGGAUGCAGCGGACAUUUGCGUAGCACGAAUCAAGGAAGUCUUCCAGCAAGACACAGCACAUUGAAACUCUGAUGGAAUUUGCCUAAUGAUUAAACAUCUAACCCUGAUAAUACCUGAAUCUGGGCCACUUUCGGCAAAGAUGUGGCUCGGUUGGUCCACUUUGGCA
Messenger RNA from Clarias gariepinus (North African catfish), 2595 nucleotides. RefSeq names its product lipase, hormone-sensitive a (gene lipea). NCBI's taxonomy places the organism in Eukaryota, Metazoa, Chordata, Actinopteri, Siluriformes, Clariidae. Gene Ontology annotation, cellular component: cytosol. Gene Ontology annotation, biological process: triglyceride catabolic process; cholesterol metabolic process. The transcript is spliced from 11 exons. Bases 460 to 2493 code for a protein of 677 amino acids. Gene Ontology annotation, molecular function: sterol ester esterase activity; triacylglycerol lipase activity. The record is from RefSeq and is a predicted model, not a curated record.